Molecule: messenger RNA, 1548 nt
Organism: Cuscuta epithymum
Lineage: Eukaryota; Viridiplantae; Streptophyta; Magnoliopsida; Solanales; Convolvulaceae
Source: the annotation of a GenBank genome assembly
UAUCUGCACAAGAAGAUAAAACUGACACUGCAGCAUCUGGUUGGGGUAUGGGGUCACAGGACAAUAGCCAAUUUAUCAAAGAGAUGUGCAAGAGUGCAGAUGAAGCGGCAAAAAAGGCUUUUGAGAGCUAUUCUACUAAUCCAUGCAGAGCAAUCAUAGUAAAGACUGACCAGGUAAAUACCAAAACUCAGUAAAAUGACAUUCAAGUGUCCUUUUCACAUGUUAAAAAUGACAUCGAAGUGGCAAUGCUUAUGACCAUAUUGUAGUAUCACAUUGAAUGUAUAUUACUUCCUUUUCAAUAAACAUAUACAUAAUAAAUAAUAUGUGCCAAUGUCACAGGAGGAUCUUCCCAAACAAAAACGUGUUGUUAGGUCACCAGUGAAGCACAUGGGAACUGAGCAUGCAUCAAAGAGGAGGAGGAGAGAAAAGGGAAAGAAAAGAGAAGAUGAUGAAUUUCUGCCACCCAUGAAGCAAAUAAUUGGACCUUUCUCUGAAGAUCCAACAGACAGCCCACCAGUUGAAGAAAUAGAGAGGGUGAAAGCGUACCUGCAAGUUGGAUUGCUGAAGAACUUCCAAAAAAAUAAAACCGGCAGAAGGUACAAAAUAGAGGAAGACAGAAUGACUGAAAAACCAUUCUUGCUGGACACAAUGAAAGUUGAAUCCAAAACAUGGUUAUACGACCUGUUUAUGAAUCACCAAUGGAUAACUGACAAGCAUGUUGAGGUAGUAAUGUACUAUUUCAACAUGAAAAGGGUGCAUUACCAAAUGCCUCAGAAGUUUACCACAACUGGACCAUUUUUCUUGCAAAUAGUCAAGCGUGAACUUGAUACAAUAUCAAAGGGUCACUACACAUACCACAAGUCAGCAGAAGAAGAAAACAUUGUGCGUGAAAUAAUAGGUUCUAACAACUUUAGCCUGCACUGGAGCAAGGCAGACUUUGUGUACCUUCCUCUGAAUACUGGACAUCAUUGGGUCUUGUUAGUGCUUGAUAUCAAACAGAGAAAAGUAAGGGUGUACAACUCCAAUGCCAGAAAAGGUGAUUCACUGAGGGAUAUCAGAUCCUAUAUUCCAAGCAUAACAGUGCUCCUACCCAAACUAAUGGAUUAUCAUCAAGUGUACGCAUUGAUGGGUGAAGAGCCUAUGGGCGAAAGGUUUUUGGAAGUCGAGCCUGUAGAAGAAUGUCCACAGCAAGAUGAUGGGUAAGAGGAUAUAAAUUUACUUAAACAGAUUGUGUAAUAGUGUACUACUUUAUUAUUUUAAGAAAGUGCUUUUAUUUUGGUUGUUAUGAAUCAGGGGAAACUGUGGAAUGUACAUGUUGAAGAUUGCAGAAUUUCUAAUGAUAGGGAUGGACAUGGAUGCCAUAUAUCCUGAAGCAAUACAAUUCUUUAGGCAAAAAAUGGCAACUGAGUUGAUACUAUAUAGCGAGAGAAGGCAGUGUCAGAAAGAAUGAAGUGAUGCUUUAGAGACAAUGAUGCUUUUGUUGGAAGACUAUUUCAUAUGUACUAGUACUUUUAAUAUCAUGGCAUGACAUCAAGUACAUUUGUUUGG